Drosophila rhopaloa is the source of this 720-nucleotide messenger RNA. RefSeq names its product lysozyme A/C. The record is from RefSeq and is a predicted model, not a curated record. Lineage: Eukaryota; Metazoa; Arthropoda; Insecta; Diptera; Drosophilidae. Gene Ontology annotation, molecular function: lysozyme activity. The transcript has a single exon. Bases 157 to 579 code for a protein of 140 amino acids.
UGCUAAAUUUUCCAUAAUGGGACUUAAUUAAAAUUAUCGAUCGCUUUGUCAAAAUGGAGUUCGUAUCAGUUCGCGUGAAGGCGAUAACUCCUUUAUCAGUCGAAUAUUUCGCUAUAAAAACUCGAAGCUUCUCUUGGUUGGACAUCAGUUUUCAACAUGAAGGCUUUCAUCGUUUUGGUAGCUCUGGCUUUCGCCGCUCCCGCUCUUGGUCGCACCAUGGACCGUUGCUCCUUGGCCCGCGAGAUGUCCAACCUGGGCGUUCCUCGUGACCAGCUGAACAAGUGGGCCUGCAUCGCCGAACACGAGAGCUCCUACCGCACCGGAGUGGUGGGACCUGAGAACUACAACGGCUCCAACGACUACGGCAUCUUCCAGAUUAACGACUACUACUGGUGCGCUCCUCCCAGCGGUCGCUUCUCCUACAACGAGUGCGGUCUGAGCUGCAACGCCCUGUUGAGCGACGACAUCACCAACUCCGUCCGUUGUGCCCAGAAGGUCCUCAGCCAGCAGGGAUGGUCCGCCUGGUCCACCUGGCACUACUGCAGCGGAUGGUUGCCGUCCAUCGAUGAUUGCUUCUAAGCUAUAGUUCCGAUUUCCCAGUAAAGACAUCUUGAUUUGCAAAAUUUGGUUCAAUUUGAAUGGGCCAUGAGUUUCCACAAUAUUCUAGCUAAUAAACAUUGUCUUUGUAGUCGGAGCAUUAAAGAUGCUUAACAGCCCUAA